AUGUGUUUCUACGACCAACAGAUCUUUGUUUGCGGCGACCACAAGUGGGGACGAUUCCGAGCUCACUGCAACAAGGAAUACCGAACGGGCGAAACCUGUGGCAUGAAAUUGAUCUUCGAAGCAUCUCGCGUCGCCAGCAAGUGUCAGUUAUGCAAGAAGUAUGAAGUGACAUGGAGGAAGAUCGCCCAGGCCAAGGAACGAGUGGCCCGGUGGGAAGCCGAAGGCAUCAACCCCGUGUCGACCGAAAAGGAAAAGGUUAACAUUGUUGCGUGGCAGAAGGAACUGAAGGAAAUUGAGAUGCAAAGGCAAAGCCGGAUGCGAACGGUAUGAGCUAGAAUGGUAUUGGCGCUUGGUAACGGUGAUUUUGUUUGAAGCUUGUCCUGGUGUUUUGUUUUAUUUCUAAUUGUGUUUUUCCUACCAUUUCCAUUCCUUUCGUGUUUAGGUUAUUCGGGCUUCCUUAUUGUUCUGGGGUGAUGGAUGGAUAUUGAUAGGAAAAGGUGCGAGUGAGGUUAGUCGCAGGAUCCGCCCAGGGAACGGGAGUGGGGGUCGGCAAGGGGGGCGAUGAAAUGUUCCGAAAGCGUGGGGAUCCAAAAACAGAUCACGCCUAUCUUCUCUCAUUUGUUUGUUUGUUUUUUUCGGUUUUUUCCUUGUCAUGUCUUGCCUUCUUUUCUGCAAGCAGAUAACACUUUGCCGAUAACUCAAUUGAUUGAGCAUUUUCACCAUACAGCCGCGCUGCUAAUGGAGUUGAGACUGGUUUGAUGUCUGGUGUUUUUUUGUCUCUCGGUUUCGCGUCCAUUGCGGCUGGGAAAGUUGCUUUUUUCGGACAGCCGCCCAAAAAUAGAACCGAGCGACAGAUGACACAAGACUAUUGUCUGCCGGCGAUCUUUUUUGAGGCUCUGCCAGAGGAAUCAGAUCAAGAAACGACUUCAAAACAAAAGAACUUAAAAGUAGAGUAG
This is a messenger RNA of Tuber aestivum (summer truffle), 956 nucleotides long. The record is from the annotation of a GenBank genome assembly. NCBI's taxonomy places the organism in Eukaryota, Fungi, Ascomycota, Pezizomycetes, Pezizales, Tuberaceae.